ACCAUAAUAAUCAGCAACUGGCAGUGUGACAAACACCAGUGGGGGGUCCCCCUCCCCAUCACGAUUUGGAGGCUGUUUUGAUUUAAGAGUCGCUCUGUUGUUGGUCUCUUCCUCCAAACUGCAUACCUGGACAGGUAACAAAAGGGACUAAAUUCUGCUCCGGAGACUGCGUGGUCCCCAAGCAAAAUCCCAAACCGAAAGCCAUGUAGGACCGACAUAUUUUUUGGGUCCCCUUUCCCAGAUCCUUUAAAAACAAACAAACAAAACUGCAUCCAGAGUCCUGGUGGAGAACUCGCACGUUUGCACGCUUUCCCGCCGCUGCUUCUGUUUUGCCCUGCGUGGCUGUUAUUGUUCAGCUGGGCUUUGUUUGCGGCGGGUGAUGCAUGAGCGACGAUGGCCCAGGAUCAAAAACGAAUCUGCCGUGCCUGUCUGGACACGUUUCCCCUGGUUUAAACCACGCACACGUGCACCCACCCAGGAAAAGGAGGGGGUUGAUUCUGCCCUCCCAAGGCUGACGGCAGCUGAAGACCUCCCGCUGUUACAACUGAUCUUCAGCAGGCCUCUGGGGCUGGCAUCCCCUGGUACCCUUUGCUGAGUCUGAAGGUCUUCUCUAGCUAGCCGGGACCUAUUUGCUGGACGAAGCAUCAGGGAUUCCUCACACAUACACAAGAACCUCUCGAUCCCCACCCCAGCUUGGGGCCAAUCGAUGCUGGAAAGGCCGACAGGUGAGAACGCCUGCGAGACGCCACCAGAAGACCAACCUUCUCAUCAUUCUUCAUAAGUCCGCAACAUGAAGUUCUUCUACAAGGCUCUGCCCGUCUUCUGGAUGCUGUCGGAAGGGGUUCUAGCUGGGCCCUGGAGCGCCUGGAUGCCAGAGAACAUUGUUGCCUUCGAGGGCACCUGUGUGGUCAUCCCCUGCCGUUUCAACUACCCCGAAGAGCUGCGCCCGUCGGUUGUGCACGGCAUCUGGUACUUCAACAGCCCCUACCCCAAGAACUACCCUCCCGUAGUCUACAAGUCUCGCACCAACAUUGUCCACGAGAGCUACGUCGGGCGCACCCGGCUGACGGGAGACCUGAACUCUCGCAACUGCUCCCUGCAGAUCACCCGCCUCAGCCCGGAGCUGACCGGCAAAUAUUACUUCCGCGGAGACCUGGGUGGCUACAAUCAGUAUACCUACUCAGAGCACUGCAACCUGGAGAUUAUCAACCAGCCCUCCAUUGUGACCCCGCCCGAAGUGCUGGAAGGGUCGGAGGUUGAGCUGCGCUGCGUGGUGCCCGACAACUGCCCUGAGAUGAAACCCAUCGUCUCGUGGUCCAACCACGAAGGUCUGAAGGAGUACUCGGUCUACGGGCAGGUGGAAGAGGAGGGCAGCACCUGGUCUCUCAUUUCCACACUCAAGUUCCUACCUUCGCGUGAGAACAACCAUCAGGAGUUAGCCUGCAAGGUCACCUACAUCAACACCACCUUCGAGUUUGAUGCCUACUCCGCCCUGGAUGUCAAAUAUGUACCCCGUAUCGUGCAAGCAAAUUCCUCUUCAGAGGUAAUACAGGGCUCGCCGGUGGUAUUGGUGUGCACGGUGGACAGCAACCCCUUGGCCCUCAUCUCUUGGCUCAGGGACGACGACGUUCUGUAUGAAGCACAAGGUGGAAGCCUCACGCUGCAUGUCGAAAACAUAACCUACCUGCAAGAUGGCAUCUACACUUGUGUGGCUGAGAACAUCUACGGGAAGGAGAACCAUUCUCUGGCCUUGACCGUGAUGUAUGCCCCUUGGAAACCCAUAGUGAAUGGGUCGGUGGUGGCAGUCGAGGGAGACCCUGUGACCAUCCUAUGCAGCACGCAGAGCAACCCUGAGCCCAUCAUCACCAUCUUCAAGGAGAAGAAGGUCAUGAAGACUGUGGUCUACAGUAAUCAGCUGGCCCUGGAGUUCGCCUCCGUGACGCACGAGGAUGACGGCGAAUACUGGUGCAUUGCCGAAAACCAGUUUGGCCAAAGCAGUAGCCCCUUCAACUUGACUGUUGAAUUUGCUCCACUUAUCCUCACCGAAUCCAAGUGCACGGCCGCACGGGAUACGGUGCAGUGCGUCUGUGCAGCGAAAUCGAAUCCUGAGGCCGUGAUCAUCUUCAAGCUGCCCAGCCGCAACGUGACGGUGAACGAGACCGAUCGGGAGUUUGUGUAUUCGCAGAGAACCGGCUACACAGUCACCAGCAUCCUGACCCUGCGGGGGGAGGUGGACUCUCAGCUGUACAUCGUCUGCUCCGCGAAGAACUUCUACGGCACCAAGGACCAGCAGCUCCAUUUCCACCACUCCAACAGUCUGAUGUGGGCAAAAGUCGGACCAGUGGGAGCAGUCGUAGCCUUUGCGAUCCUCAUCGCCGUGGUGUGUUACGUCAGCCAGACCAGGAGGAAGAAAAACAUGAAUGAAAAUUCAAGCUUCAUGCAGACAGAAAACCCUCCCGUCAUCUACAGCGGAGACUACAAGACUCCAGGCAACCUGGAGAAAUCGGAGUACGGACGCCACCCGGGUACCGACAAACGGCUCUUGAACAAGCGGGAGGACCUGGGCAUUGACUACGCCAACAUAGACUUCACCAAACUGUCCACCAAGGAUAGCUACACCCUGACGGAGGAGCUGGCUGAAUACGCCGAGAUCCGAGUCAAAUGAGACUUGUUCGGUACAACCACGGCAGCUCCCACGGAUCUCCGAACAUAAGUCAGUCGCCUAAUUGACACCCCUCGCCAAGCCAGCUGGCCCAGCUAACCCUACCGGUCCAUCGAGAUGAGCCUAUCCACCGGCUUCUUCUGUAAAUGUAUGUCAUGAUGCUCCCGCCGUGAGAUCCCCACGUGAUGUUUGUGUUUUCUUCAGGACACACGCUGAAGAUCACUUUAAUGUAUUUUUAUGCGUACCCUCAGCUGCCCGCUUUUCAAACUAUUAUUUCAGCCACACAAUCAGGGCGAUUACAAAACAGUAAAAGGACAGCCGUAUUCCACUCCUUACAAUCCAUACCAAUUUUUCCAGUCCACGUUUUCCACAUCUGCAAAGAUCGGGGAGCCGUCCUUGCUCCCAAUUAAUGCUGAAAAGAUUAACAAGUCCAAAAUGACAGAGUGAUUUGACUUAUGUACCCUUCUCAUUCCACUCAAAGAUCACCUUUUUGGUAUGCACAUGCGGACGUGUGUGGUGGAUAUCUGUUGGCACACACCGGGCUGAUUCUGGUUCAUGCCAGCUACUACCUGCUGCAGAUCUGUGAUCUCAGCAGAUCUCAAAAAGUCCAUUUCAUACUCCAGGCCCAGGUUUCAGAAAGCACGAAGUCAUGAAGGUCAAACGCUGAUGCAGAAUUCAUGGCAGACCAGUGUCCUUAGUUAGAAUAGCAGGAGGGUGCUUCAACAAACUAUGUGAUUUAGGUUACCCAAAGCAGCAUCGCUGGUGAGAACCCCAGUAGUGUGGUUAAGAGCGGCGGAUUCUAAUCUAGUAAACCGGGUUUGAUUCCCCACUGCUCCACGUGAGCAGUAGAUUCUAAUCUAGUU
Molecule: messenger RNA, 3525 nt
Organism: Sphaerodactylus townsendi
Lineage: Eukaryota; Metazoa; Chordata; Lepidosauria; Squamata; Sphaerodactylidae
Gene: MAG
Product: myelin associated glycoprotein
Exons: 12
Coding region: 791-2665 (624 amino acids)
Source: RefSeq, a predicted model, not a curated record